CCUUUACACAAUCCCUAUUUACAAUAUUGAGUCCUCCCACUGUAUGCUGUCAGAUCCUUUAAGCUGUCGUUGGACAAAUCAAUCAGCAGCCUCAGAUCUCUGAAACUAUUAAGGCUGCACUGUUCAAACACUGCCUCUUCAGCAUUCAGUUGUUCACAAUGAAACCAAAGUUCAACACCUGGCUGCCUCUUCUGUCUUUAUUCUUUUCCACUUGUGCUACAUUUGAUGCUACCAGAGACAACUGCUGUAUCCUGGACGAACGAUUUGGCAGCUUUUGCCCCACUACAUGCGGUAUUGCAGAUUUUUUGAACAAAUAUCAACCUGAGGUGGAUCAAGAUCUCCAGGAACUUGAACGAAUCUUGCACGAUAUUUCCAACUCUUCAGAUGUUACAGAGCAUUUGAUUCGUCAGAUAAGACAAAUCCACAUCCCAGGCUCUUCAGCUCAGCCAAAUAUAGCUUCAGGUUAUACUCAGAAAUCCAAGGAAAUCAUUGAUGAAAUAAUCAGAUAUGAAAAUGUUAUUCUGGCCCAUGAAAAUACUAUCCAACAACUGACUGAUUUAAUGGUAGCAAACAAUAACAAGAUCCAACAAUUAAAGCAGAGGACGGCUCAGCUUGAGGCACAAUGUCAGCAGCCAUGCAAAGACACUGUCCAGAUACAGGAAUUAACUGGAAGAGAUUGUCAAGACAUAGCAAACAAAGGUGCCAGGCAAAGUGGUCUCUAUUUCAUCAAACCUCAAAGAGCCAAGGAGCAGUUCCUGGUCUAUUGUGAAAUGGAUACAUUGGGAAAUGGUUGGACAGUUCUACAGAGGAGACUUGAUGGUAGUGAAGAUUUCAGGAGAAGCUGGAUUCAAUACAAGGAAGGUUUUGGACACCUGUCACCAAAUGACCAGACAGAAUUCUGGUUGGGAAAUGAAAAGAUUCACUUGCUGACCACACAGUCAACAAUUCCAUAUGUCUUGCGAAUUACCCUGGAGGAUUGGAAUGGCCAGACAAGCCAUGCAGAUUAUGCCAACUUCAAAGUGGCCGGUGAAGCAGACAAGUAUCGCCUGAUCUAUACCCAUUUUAUUGGGGGUGAGGCUGGUGAUGCCUUUGACGGUUUUGAUUUUGGAGAUGAUCCAAGUGACAAAUUCUUUACCUCCCACAAUGGCAUGCAGUUCAGCACAUACGAUCGAGACAACGAUAAAUACAGUGGGAAUUGUGCUGAACAGGACGGAUCCGGGUGGUGGAUGAAUCAAUGUCAUGCUGCUCACCUCAAUGGCAAAUAUUAUCAAGGUGGCACCUAUACUGAGAAAGAUGCAGCUCCACAUGGCCACGAUAAUGGCAUUACUUGGGUAACCUGGCGUUCUCGAUGGUAUUCCAUGAAGGAAACAGAAAUGAAAGUCAUUCCAUUCAGCCGACUUGCAGUGGUAACAGGACAGCAAACUGGAGGAAUAAAAGAUAUUGGAAGCCGAGGAGACAUUUAAAAAGACAAUAAAAGAAGAAAAUCUACUGUAAAUUUUGUCAAAACUGUAUCCAUAUCUGAAUAGUGUUUGAUCAGUAUACUGGUCUCUUAUGGGAACCAUUCCCACAACUGCUUCACUUGCCUGACUCAUUUUUAAAAAUAAAUACAUGACUGUGGUUUUGCCCCAGAACAGCAUUUUAUUUCAUGUAGUCUAUUUUUUAAGUCAGGUAGUAUAGAUGUGCAUCACAGGUACCAUGACUUUACUGCCAUACCAUGUGCUGACAAACAAUAGAUUUGAUGGGCUUAAAAGAGGAAUAGACAAGUGCUUUUGAACCUUAGGGGGCAGAUGUUACCGAACUAAAACUCCCAGAAUUCCUGCCCAUUGGUGAUACUGUCUGGGAAUUCGGGGAGUUGUAGUCCAAGUACAUCUGGAGACCUAAGUUUAGAAACCAUCCAAUUAGACAAAUUCACAGGGUUGGAUUCAGGCUUGGACCAGCAGCUCCAGCAUUGUAGGAAUCAAUUCCUUGCACUCUGCCUGGAAACAGAUGGGGGUUUCUCAGACCUCCAUUGUGUAUUUUUUGAUGCACAGAGAUCUUCAGUGGGAGGAACAAGUUGCCCCCCCCCCAUAUCCACUGGAUUUCAUUGAUCUGGCAGCAGAUACUUAGCACUGGAUCCUGUCCUUUAAUUCCUAAUUUCUGUAGACCAAACAAGAGAGAAGGGAUGUUGCUUGUCCGUGGGUUUUCCAGAACUCUGAACUACUGUAGAUGGACUUUUGACCCAGUAGGACUGUUCUGUAUUUGUGUCCAGCAAAUCCCAAUUAACUCUUUCUUUUCUCAGGAGAAAAAUCCUGAUCAUUCCUUUUCUCUUUUAUUGUCCAUUGCAAAAAUUUAAAUUAACAUUGUUGACAAAUGUUAACCUGGACGAGUCACAAAAUAUAAAAUAGUGCUCUGAACCCAUAAACACUUCUGUAAUAAUACAUCUGGCAUUAAUUAAAUGUCCCAUUUGUUUUCUUCACCAACGGGGCAGAAGUCCUUCAGACAAGGGCACACAAUUGCACAAUCUCCAACUGGUAAAAUUGACAUAGUGAGAAAUAGUUGGAGAUGUACCAUGACACCCACUGUCAGCAACUGAGAGGGCAGCCAUUGAGGGAGAGCCCAUACAUUGAAGGUCCUAAUCCUGAACUAUUCUGGCUCGUGUCUGUCUAUAUGGAACAAUGAUAUGCAGUUUCUACAUGUGAGUUAAACUCAUUUUGCAGUGCUUAUGAGUAAAAUUAAAACAUUUUGGUUUA
Molecule: messenger RNA, 2729 nt
Organism: Pogona vitticeps (central bearded dragon)
Lineage: Eukaryota; Metazoa; Chordata; Lepidosauria; Squamata; Agamidae
Gene: FGG
Product: fibrinogen gamma chain
Biological process (GO): protein polymerization; positive regulation of heterotypic cell-cell adhesion; blood coagulation, common pathway
Cellular component (GO): fibrinogen complex
Molecular function (GO): extracellular matrix structural constituent; signaling receptor binding; protein-macromolecule adaptor activity
Source: RefSeq, a predicted model, not a curated record